Effrenium voratum is the source of this 822-nucleotide messenger RNA. The record is from the annotation of a GenBank genome assembly. NCBI's taxonomy places the organism in Eukaryota, Dinophyceae, Suessiales, Symbiodiniaceae.
AUGCCCCGACUUUCCCUGCACCCGCGGCGGGGGUUCCUUACAGCGCGGUGUCGGUUCCGGCGGCUUCGGCCACGUCGCUGCCAUCUCCCCGGCGGCCGUCGCACGUGGGAGGCGGAGCGGGCAUGGCAAAGCGUGGUGCUGGGUGGAGAACUCGGCUGCGAGAGCCAUCGGCAGAGAUGUCAGCGGCCAGGGGAGGAGGGCGGGAUGUUCAGCUGGUCUCCGCGGUCUGAGGAGGAGGACACGCUUUGCCCGUGCCUGGCGCCGGCCUCGAUUCUACCAAAUGCCAAAUGGAUGGCGGGAGUGGUGCCUCCCGGCAUGGAGUUUGUGUUUGCUGUGCGGGAGGUUCUCUGCGGCUCAAGGCAAGAGCUCUCAUUUAGCAUCGUGGACUUGGAAGGUUCCCCGCUCAGCCACGUCAUCGUGAACGAGUCCGGCUCUGGGCCCCAGUGCGGCUUGUUCCUGCAGAUGCUGGACAGGGAGCCCUUGGCCUCCGUGCGCACGGACGUGCUGUACGCCUGGCCCAGCGGCCUACCGCAGAUCUGCCUGCCCUCCGGGGAGGUCUACUGCACGGUGGAAAAGGGCUGGGGUCGGCAGUACUUGCUCCGCGACGUGAACAAUCAGAAGUUGCUCAAGCUGGAAGGCAACUUCAAGGAGAGUAUGGUGAAGAUCAUCAGCAUGUCCGGGCAGCUGGUGGCGCUCAGCGAACGCUGCACGGUGAACUUCGAUGGGGGGACCUACUACCAGGUGCGCGUGGCUCCGCACACGGAUGCUGGCCUGAUCCUGUGCAGCUUGCUGGCCAUUGACAAGAUCGAGGGCAAAGCCUGA